Rangifer tarandus platyrhynchus (Svalbard reindeer) is the source of this 294-nucleotide messenger RNA. Lineage: Eukaryota; Metazoa; Chordata; Mammalia; Artiodactyla; Cervidae. The record is from the annotation of a GenBank genome assembly.
AUGACUAAAAAGAAGCGGGAGAAUCUGGGCGUCGCUUUAGAGAUCGAUGGGCUGGAGAAGAAGCUGUCACAAUGUCAGAGAGACCUGGAGGUCGUGAACUCCAAGCUGUGUGGGGCGGAGCUGAGCUCAGAGGCCAGGAGGUCUCUGGAGAAGGAGAAAAGCAGCCUGAUGAACAAAGCCUCCAACUAUGAGAAGGAGCUGAAGUUGCUUCGGCGGGAGAACCGCAAGAACACACUGCUGUCUGUGGCCAUCUUCCUCCUCCUGACUGUUGUCUACGCCUACUGGGCAGCGUGA